Panicum virgatum (switchgrass) is the source of this 5396-nucleotide messenger RNA. RefSeq names its product L-type lectin-domain containing receptor kinase SIT2-like. Gene Ontology annotation, cellular component: plasma membrane. Lineage: Eukaryota; Viridiplantae; Streptophyta; Magnoliopsida; Poales; Poaceae. The transcript has a single exon. Bases 2809 to 4827 code for a protein of 672 amino acids. The record is from RefSeq and is a predicted model, not a curated record. Gene Ontology annotation, biological process: protein phosphorylation. Gene Ontology annotation, molecular function: protein kinase activity; carbohydrate binding; ATP binding.
CUCUCAUGAUAUUGACAUAAACUUUAUAGCAUCUUUACGAAGUUUUGGCCAUUCGAGCUUGCCGGGAGCUGAGGCAAAGCCAGUCUAAGAUAGCCGAUUAGUGGCUAAGCUAGUUUUUCCAGUCGACCCAUGGGUUCAUAUUAAGGGCAUGUUGACACAUAUGACGAGUUACUAUUUGUGGCUCAACAAAUUAGCCAAAGUUAGUUAAGAUUGGCUACCAAGUUAUAUUAGCUCACAUCUAACUGAGUACAUAGCUAAAAAUUAACCCACUUAUUAUUUAGCCCUUCUGUUUUUUUAAUUCUAGCAUUUUUGUUUUAGAUGUAUUAGAGCUAAUUUUAGCUAGCUACUAAUUCUAGCCCGUAUGCUUUAGAUGUAUUAGACCUAAUUUUAGUUAGCUAGUAAUUAUAUAUCCAAAUAGACCCCAAGUACGUCACAAAGGAAAUGAUCUAAUCAAAACUUGUGCAGAUACCAUGUAGCAUAGAUGUUGACACAUUGCACUCAGGCUUGCUCAUCGCAUUCAGUCAUGGUGAAGGAAAACCGCUGUAACCCUGUAACCUUUUGCGUGAGAAGAAUCUUAAUCAACAACCAGAUCUCCAUCAAUAGUUCUACUGCUUCUCGAUGAAUGACCCACAAAUGCUUCAUUUCUACUCGAUGGCCCACAAAUGUUUCAUUCUUCGAUAUAGAUUUUUUUCAAAAGAACCCACCAGAAGUCACAAGUCAUGUAAUACCAACCGGGACGAAAGCCUGGUUUUUUAGUCCUGGUUGAUGUUACCAACGGGGACUAACGGUCUUCCACCUUGGACUGGUUCCCUACGAGUCAAUUCGAAAGGAGAGCGCCUGUAACUUUGUCACAUGUGGUGUACAACUAUAAGUUAAGGAAUCCACAUGCGAGGCAAAGGGUCUUCGGUUUGAAUCUCACACACAGCAAGAGAGGUCCCUAGGAUUUCAUUUAUGUUUUCGUCUAAAGACAGGCUUUAGUCCUGAUUGUGUGCCGGAUUCCUGGUCCCGAUAUUGACAGAAACUUUAUAGGAUCUAUGAAUGAAACGUGAAGGGGAAGUUAACAUAAAUAUCAAGCGUUAAUGAUAUUGACAGAAACUUUAUAGGAUCUAUGUUCAGCUUUGGCGCUAUUAUAUGGAGCUUGCCUGGAAAACAGGGACCUGUGACGGUGACUAUAUGGCUGAGACAAUAAGUUUUAAGUCAGGCGUUUAAAACGCUACACUUACAAAGGGAGCAGGUUGCCUUCAAGGAAGCAUCUUCUGGUGUUGCUACAAUAUAUAUGAGGAUGCAAGCGAGAUACUUGGACUAGCUAGUGAUACUUAGAAAAGUCUAUAUAUAGGUGCAACACAAAAACUAUAUAUUUAGAAAAAGAAAUGAUAUUUAUAUAAUUUUAAAUGGAUGGAGUAAUAAAUUGCAUUGACUAUAUAUAUGUGGUUGCUGGAACAUGAAGAAACUCCAUUUUCUGAAGAAAAAGAAAAAAAACUCUUCUUGGGUCGUACUCUUCUCUUUCCAGUGUAUAUAGUUUAUGCGCACCAAAUGCGGAACCUACCAGAUUUCGUCAGAAUGACUGGAUCUAGCCAUCCUAUAAGAUGCUCCAUUAACAGCAUAGGGACAUGCAAGGUUGGGCACAGCACACUCAUUACAUAUGUGUCUGUGUGUUCAUGGUGACGCAGGGAUUUAGGUCGUCUUUCGCAAGGCUCUAGCUCUCUGGAUAUUUUUAGCUCAAGACAAGAAUAUAUGGUCUACGAGACACACAUCAAAACCUUAUUAUAAUACAAUAUAUAUACAAUCACUGUCACAUUUAUAAAUGUUAUUUACUUUAAGUUUUAUUAGGCAGAUAAUUUGCUUGGUAGGAUUAGUGCUGUCAGGCAAUUAUUUUGAUUUGGAAACAGUUUCUUUAGAAAACAUAACGUCUUAAAGAUUGUAUGGAAAAAACCGAACAACACAAGCUUUUAUCAAAAAAAAAAAACUAACAACACAAGCACGUAUGGAACAAACCCACCAGCAACACAUGAUUUUGAGUUCUCAAUUUUUUGAGCUUUUCAAGUUAACUUGAGGGAGAAAAUAUCCAAACCAGAUUUGUAGUAAUCGACGAUAUUUAAAAAAUUUUAGUUCAAACUUUUUUUUAAUUUGGAUUCAUUAGUGUCCAAAAUAUUCAUUACAAUAUUUGUUAAGUGUGAAUACAAAAGAAUUAUAUCAGCAUCUUGGUCACAAGUGGUUUUGAGGUGAAAUGAUAAGAAAGCAAUGUGAUUGUAUUUGAUUUCGCGUCAAAUCACGUGACUUGUGACACACUGCUAUUGCGGGCUUCUCCUGGGGUUAAAUGUUUUCUUUCUUUUUGUUUGGCCUGAUGGCAAAUUUUGUAAAACGGUUUCUAGAGCCAGCUAAAUUUCGGUUCACCUCAAGAAAUCGAUCUUAGAGGCAGCUCAGUUUUGUACGCCUCUACAAAUCUAUCUCUAAAGGCGGUUGGAUAGCCGCCUCUAAGACACAGUAGAGGCACGCGAAGAACUCACAACUACAAACUUAUUUUAUCGGACUCUAAAAAUGUUAUGUUUUUUCCUUCCAAAAGAGUGCCUACGCCUAACAUUCACAGCCUAUGCAUGCUUUUGGAGAGGGCCGCAUAUUGAAAACCACGUGGCACAGGAUACUUUGACUGUGAUGUCGUGUUGCGUACAAUUAAUCAAUCUUGCUUGAUCUUUCUUAUAAAUCCAUGCUCACAGCAGCCAUGCAUAUAUCUACAAACAACCACGGUGCAUUUCUUACCGAGUCAUAAGAAUACAUCUUCCUUCUUUGAUCGAGUUACAAGCUACCGUCAUGCUCGACGUGUGGAACACACCUUUCAUCGUGUGCCUUCUCCUCUCCCUCAGCUCUAGCCUUGUAGCCACCAAUGAGUCUCAAGUACAAUUUUCCUACUCAGGGUUUGGAGGUGCUAACCUCUCCCUCGACGGAGUUGCUGCUGUAAGACCAGAUGGGCUCCUUCAACUGACAAACAGCACCGAUGUUAAAGGUUAUGCAUUCUACCCAACUCCUCUGCAUUUUCGCAAGUCACCCAAUAGCAUGGUGCAGUCCUUCUCAGUCUCCUUGGUGUUUGGUAUCCAAUCUGACUUCACCGAUGUAAGCGUCGAUGGAAUGACUUUCUUUGUUGCUCCCAGCAAGAACUUUUCCAGUGCCUUUGCAAAUCACUUCCUUGGCCUCUUCAAUGACCAGACCGAUGGCAACACUAACAACCACAUCUUUGCUGUUGAGCUAGACACUUUCCAAAACAGUGAGCUCAAAGAUAUCGACAAUAACCAUGUUGGUUUUGACAUCAACAGUUUGAUCUCAAUAGAAGCCAAAUCUGCUGGAUUCUAUGAUAACCAGACUGAUAAAUUCAAAAAUAUGACACUGAGUAGUGGCGAGCCAAUGCAAUUAUGGAUCGACUACGAUUCAGAUACCAUGCAAAUUAAGGCAACCUUAGCUCCCCUGAACGUAACAAGCAGACCUGUAAAACCAUUGCUUGUUUCCACCUUUAACCUCUCUAGUGUGCUUAUGGAACCAUCAUACAUCGGCUUCUCAGGUGCCACUGGACCACUCAAUACACUAUACUAUGUUCUUGGCUGGAGCUUUGGUAUGAACAGUCCUGCUCCUGCAAUCAACAUCACCAAUUUGCCAAAGCUCCCUCAAGGCCAUCGGAAGGGUCGGUCAACAGUGUUGGAGAUCGUCCUUCCAAUUGCCACUGGGUUUUUUGUCCUGACAGUAGGUACAACCAUAGUAAUUCUCUUAAGAAGGCAAUUAAGGUAUGCUGAGCUGCGGGAAGAUUGGGAGGCAGAAUUUGGACCACAUAGAUUCUCAUACAGAGAUUUGUAUGAAGCUACUGAUGGAUUCAAGAACAAGAAUCUCCUGGGCACCGGAGGAUUCGGCAAAGUUUACAAAGGUGUUCUGCCAAAGUCAAAAUUCGAUGUAGCUGUGAAGAAGGUGUCCCAUGAGUCAAGACAAGGAAUGAAGGAGUUCAUCACUGAGGUUGUUACUAUUGGUCGCCUUCGACACCGCAAUCUUGUUCAGCUCCUUGGCUACUGUCGGCGUAAAGAUGAACUCAUUCUUGUAUAUGAUUAUAUGGAAAAUGGUAGCCUUGAUACAUAUCUGUAUUCUGAGAAUGGAAAGCCCGUGCUAGAUUGGACCCAAAGGUUUUCUAUCAUUAAAGGAAUUGCUACUGGCUUAUUUUAUCUACAUGAGAAGUGGGAGAAAGUUGUUAUUCACAGAGAUAUUAAGGCAAGCAAUGUGCUUCUUGAUAGCGAAAUGAAUGGAAGACUGGGUGAUUUUGGCUUAGCAAGGUUAUAUGAUCAUGGUACUGAUUUACAAACCACGCAUGUGGUUGGAACCAUGGGCUACCUUGCCCCCGAGCUGUUACGUUCCGGAAAGUCAUCUCCUCUAACUGAUGUGUUUGCCUUUGGUGCAUUCCUUCUUGAGGUAACUUGUGGGCAAAGACCAAUCAAGCAUGCUACAGAAGACAUGCAUUUUUUGCUAGUCGACUGGGUACUUGAGCACUGGCACCGUGGUUCGCUCAUGCAAACAGUGGAUGGAAAACUCCAAGGUAGCUACAACGAGGAGGAGGUCAACUUGGUGCUCAAACUAGCCCUCUUGUGUUUACAUCCGUUAUCUACAGCAAGGCCUAGCAUGAGACAAGUGAUGGAGUAUCUUGAUGGUGAGAUGCCACUACCAGACAUAGCACCAACACGUCUAAGCACCAGCAUGCUAUCCAUGAUGCAACACAACGGAUUCACUUCAUCAAUCCUCUCCUAUCCUGAUCUAACGACCAGUGUCGGCACAUUCUCUGGUUUAUCAGGCGGAAGAUGAAGAUGAUUAUGUUCCAUAUAUGUUUGUGUAUGUACACCUCAAGUAAAGAUAGUCAUGACUACUUAUAGUACAAAAUAUACUACUCCCUCCGUUCCAAAUUAUAAGACAUCCUAAGAAUCUUGGAGAGUCAAAACAAUCUCAAGUUUGACCAAGAUUAUAGAGAGAAAUAUAAAAAUUUAUGAUAUCAAAUUGAUGUACUAUGAAAAUAUAACUAAUAAAAAAUCUAAUAGUACUUAGUUUAUAUAAUAAAUGUCAUUAUUCUAUUAUAUAAAUUUGAUAAAACAUAAAAAACUUUGACUCUACAAGAUUGUUGAAAUGUCUAAUAAUUUGGAACGGAGGGAGUAGUCGGUAGUGUAACUUAUUUGACGAACAAACACCACACGCAUUAUUCUGCUAUCCUCAUAUAGGAUUAAUGUCCGGUCGCUUUUUAUUUCAUGAGUUAUUAGUCGUUUUGUUGUAUAAAUUUUAUCCAAUAGUUAUAUAUGGUGUGAUUCUUGUAAUUGUAAUAAUGUUGUAUAAUUCCUCUUUCUGGAGGAUGAAGCCGAAUAUCUUUCUAUUGUCUAUAAAAA